UGUUUCACUGCCCAAUAUACAAAGUAAGUUUGCAUUAUGAAUAAAGCAUUGAAUUAAAUCUAAAUGUAUUUAAUUUCACCGAAGGUUCCACUGAAUCCUCUCGUCUUCAUUGUAAUUACAAUAAGCUAUAUAUAGCUUAAAAUGACUGUAAUUGGAGACGUUCACAGGUAAUACGAUGCUCUUAAAAUCAAUGGUGCUAGGGUAUUUGUGAAAAACGGGUGUUUUCACCAACGCAAAUACAUUUGGCUCCUUCAGUGAUGGAUCAUGGUGAAUUUCACUAAGCCAGUAUGAGUGCUCAAGCGGAUCUUUGCGCCGACUGUAGUACGUCAUCCCCAAAAUGGGCGUCUGUCAAUAGAGGUGUACUGUUAUGUGAUGAAUGUAGUUCCAUUCACCGACAGCUAGGAAGACAUAUAAGCCAGGUUAAACAUCUUGAGAAAUCACGCUGGAGGCCAUCACAACUUUCUAUGGUACGCUAUUUGGCGUCUGCUGGUGCGAAUGGGUAUUGGGAACAUGUAUUGUACGAACCUAUGCUUUCUGGAUUAAAUUCAGAUAAUCGAUCCAGCAAAGCAUUUCAUCCUCACAAAAAACCUUUACCUACUGAUCCAGUGCAUCCAACCAAAGCUGAUUUUAUACGAGAAAAGUAUUUGUUUUUGGGAUUUUUUAAGAAACCACGAAACGUUAACCAUGAUGAUUUAAACCAGCAACUCCAUGCCAGUGUAAGGACAGGAGUUUUAGAGACCAGUCUGUAUUUACUUGCUUUGGGUGCAAAUCCAAAUUUUCUUCAUCCAAUCAAAGGCACAGCACCUAUUCAUGUUGCAUGUCAAUAUGGUCAAAUUGGUCAGGUAGAAUUGCUGUUAGCUUAUGGGGCAGAUGUUUGUAUUCGUAAUUCAUCUGGAAAAACUGUAAUUGAUUUAGCAUUAGACAAAGCAUUAACCUUAAAUGAAUCGAUUAGUUCUAAAGAAAAGAUAGUAACAAUGUCAAGUGAAGAGAGGUUACAAUCUGCUUGGUCUUCUAUGGUUGAUGUAUUAGUUUCAGCGUAUUAUGAUUUGACAGAUAGUUUAGCUUAUUUUCUUACACGUCACGUACCUGAUCAUAAAGCAGCUGUUUUUGGUGGGACCCAUAAAAAUAUAAAUCAUAGUAAUGAACUGUCAGUGAAUAAUAAUAAUAACAGUGAAAUAAUAACAAAUGGUCAUUUCUUAAUUUCAACUUCAUUAAUACAUGAAUCGAAUGGUGCAUCAUCGGCACCAAAAUCGACAGAUGUAAAAUUGACUAAUUCUACUGGACAAACUAUUACUACUACUGCUACCUCAAAUGUUGAACAAGCAGACGAUCAAGAAAAUUGGAUCAUCAAAGCUAGAGGAAGAUUAAGUAAUCUACCUAAUAAUGCAUUUAUCGACUUAUGUAUUGAUGUAUAUGAUGAAGCAGAUCGUCGUUUAACAAAUUCAUUUCUUGAAAAUUUGGAUACAUUUACUAAUCCGAAACAUUUAAACAACUAUUCAAUAUUCAAUGGUUCUAAUGUUAGCCACAAUGACAACAAUACCACCAGCACAAAGAAUGAACUGCAUGCUAGUAUAGUUAAAGAGACCAGACCUACUAUACAAUCUGGCCCUAGUCCAUCUUUACAUAAGACAACAACAUUACGUCAAACAUCUGCAAUUACUAACUUAACUCUAUUUUUUCUACCUCCAAAUACAACUUAUUCAUCAGUACGUAAUCAAGCACGUCAAAAAUUAGGUCGAUUAUCUACCAUUGAAUUUCAUACUUUAACAUUAGAUGUUCUCACUGAAGCGUCGAUACGUUUAUUGCCAUUAUUUUUACCAUUGACUAAGGUAAUAAAUCCGACUACUACAACUGUUACUGCUCCAGCUACAACGACUGUUGAAGUGUCUUUCAAAAAAUCACGAAAAACACAACAUUCAUAUACAGACUAUCUUAAUACAGAUAAACGACAACAAUUAAAUGAAUUUAUUGUUUCACGUCGUAAUGGUCCUUUACCAUCUUUACCAUCACCUAAAACAAAAGAUAAUCAUAUAGAUGAUGUUGAACGUUUACAUAGUACUAAUAAUAGUGAUGGUAGUAGUAGUCCGUGCGAUAAUUUAGAUAAGCAAUUAACUAAUGGAUGUAAUGAUAUUUUACAAGAAACAUUGAUUUCGGAGAAUUCGCCAGAUCAUGAACAUUUACGAUUAGAAUUGUCAUCAUCACCACCGCCGAUGAAUGUAAACAGUGAAAUCUUAUUGAAGAAAUUCGGUCGUUCUCGUGAUGACCCUGUAUAUGAUCAGGUGGCUGGUGAAGGGGAUUUAAAUGAGAACACUUUGUCCAACAUACAAACAGUUACAUCUGAUCAUAAUAUACUUUCUAUGGAUAUUGAAGAAAGUAGUUUAAAUAAUCAACAAAAUAUAACGGAAGGUUCACUAUUUAACCAUAGUAAUGCUUCAUUAACAGCUCCGUUAUCACCAUCUACUGGAAGAGAGUCUGGUCAUCAUACCCAACAAACAAGUGAUGGCAAUGAUGAAUCAGAUUCAAUUGGAUCAAUACCUCCAAUUACAAGCCGUCCAGGUCCAUUGCCUGGAUCACGUCGGCUUCAUUUAUCACAUACUGGUCGUAUAGCUCAGCAUAGAGCUAGUGUACCAACGACUAGUAAUAUAACUACUAAUUCCGAUGUUAUUGGUUGUGAUAGUAAUCCUCUUUCUCUAUCAGAGUCAACAAGCAGUAUCGUGAAAUCAUCUGAUUCACCAAAAAAUCUCACACAACAUUCGUUAAUUAAUUCUUUCAAUGCGGAAAAUUCUAAUGAUAUUCAAGAACGUUCACUUCAGUCUCAUACACAUCAUCGUCAUCCGGAAUCUUGUUGUGUAGCUGCUCGUAAUGAAGUGGAACGUUUACACAAAGAGAAUAAUGAAUUAAAAGUACAAUUGUCUGACUUACAAAAUAGCAAAGAUAUUGUGGAACAACGUUUAGAAGAUUUGGAAGGACGUAUAAUUCAACUAGAUUCUAUUGUUCAAGUUUUAAAAGAGGAAAAAUCUGCCUUAUUAGCGGCUUUUUCAGCUGGAAUGGUUAUGGUUCAUAAUCCAUUGAAAAUCAGCUGUGAAUCAGAGAGUCAACAAACGACCAGUGAUACAACAACCACAACAACGACAGCAACAUCAGUUGGAGUGUACUCAUCCAAGUUGAAAACUAUCAAAGGUAGUGAAACACCUUUAACACGUUAUCAAUGGGAUUAUGAAAAAGACGAAGAAGAUGGAAAUAGAGUAUAUGGUGAAGAAAUAACGGAUAAUGGUGAGGAACAUGAGGAUGAUGAAGUUGGUGAAGUGGAUGCUGAACAAUAUAAAGAUGAUGACUCUGAAUAUGAUAUGGAACGAGUUAUUGUCGCUGGUGGCAGUAGUGAUAAGUCUAGUAAUGCAGGCAAUUAUGCAAUGGGUUCACACUGUCUAGAUUCUGGUGUACUUCUUAGACAAGGUAUUAUUCUACGUGGAAGUAGAGGUGGUUCACCAGCAUCGGUAACUACUGGUGUUGGUAGUGGUGUAACGCAUCAAACAGGUUUCGGUCAUUCGCAUCCUUCUAUUUCUCAGUCGAAUAUUAUUACGCCAUCAUAUCGUGGUCUUGUAAAAAAUAAUAAUAUACCUAGUAGAAAUAAUGAAGAACUAAAGAAAUCAUUUGUGUUCACCUCAACCAGUCAAAAUAUCUCAUCUGCACCACAAAAUAUUCCAACUUAUAUUAAUACUCCACAUGUUAUUCAACACCCUUUGUCCAAAUCAAAACCAGCCUUAGUGUCGGGUACUUCAAUCACACUUGCUGAUGCUUUAAAUCCUGAUAUACCAGAUGAUUAUACUGCACCUAACGCUACUGGUUCCCCUUCUCCAGCACCAAUACCGAUCAGCCAAAAUCUAGCGAAUCAGUUGUGUAGUCAUGUUACGACAAUCAGUCCAAAUAUGAAUAUUCCUAGUAGUCAUCAUCAUCGUCAUCAUCAUCACCAGGGAAAAUCAUCACGUCUACUGAAUUCACAUUUGAACAAGCCAACAAUUAUUGAUAGUAAAAAGCAGUUACAUCAUUCAGAAGUUUUAGUAUCUAUAAGUAAAUCUUCUCCAGACUACGAUAAUGCUUCUCGUUCAUCCUCAUUAAUACACUCAUCCAAUGAGUCGUUUUACCAAAUCGGUAAACAUUUUAGACCAGGCGGUGGUAGUGGUGCUGCUGUCGGGGUUAGCGGAGAUCAAGUUUGGAAAGCUCCAAGUUCUGAACGAGUUGUCCGAUGCGUUGAAACAAUUAUUAUGCGUAUUCGAAGUUUGGUAGAGAUUGCUAAUGGUGAUCGUCAUGAUAACGAUAGUGCUCAUUGUUCUCGUUUAAUUCAGUUGGCUGUCAAAGAUUUAUUAAAUUUAUUCCCUUCUGAUGAAUCUCAUCCUGUGGAAGUGAAAAGUGCAUUAAAUAAUCUUGCCACAGAAUCCGAAAAUUUACGACUCGAUUGUGAACAAAUCACCACUUCGUCUUCCUUUACACCUCCUUCCUCUUCCAGUAUUGUUGGAUCUGUCAAUCAAAGUGGUCGACCAGUUCCACCGGAGAUCACUAUUCUAAUACGUCAUGCUCAUCAAAUUGCUAGAGCUGCAAAAGAUUUACUUUCGCUUUUUCAACGAUCUGAUCAAUGAAUCGUCAUUAUGUCAGAAUGAGACUAUUAGUGUUCUAACUGAGUUUAUUUUCUACAUGAUCAUAAUAUCAAAAAAGAGAAAUAAAAAGAAAAUGAAACAAAAGAAAUAAUCUUUGAAAUUAUAUGCGCGCCAGUCUUGUGACUAAACAUUUCAGCAAUUCUGAUUAUGUUUAAUAUUAUCUAGUCAUCAUUUCUUUUAUAUUUUCUUGACGUCAUUUCUAUAAAUUAACUAUUAAACUUGUAUGAUUUAUUUACUUUUAUCAUUUUCUCUUUUUGUUGUUGAGUUCUUUCAUCGAAAUUGUAAUUUGUUUACUUCAAUCUUUUCAUGUUUUUUGGGGUUUUUUAAUGGGAUAGGACCGAUCUUAUUUUGUUUUAUUUAUUUAUUUAUUUUUAAAUGAACUUUUUGCAUAAUUUUUACUUCAUGAGUACUGUGCUCUUUUUAUCGAUGGAUGUUUGACCAGUUUGUGUGAUUUUACUAUCAGCUUGAUUUCUUAAUGUGUGUGUAUGUGACAGAUAUAAAUCUAUGUUUCUUCUUGCUCAUUUUCAUGAAUUAGGGAUAAAAGCUGUAGUUUUUCGUGGAGGGGUAGUAAUAAUGAUGAUGAAAAAGUUGUCCCACUGAAAUAUGUUGAUAUUAUUUUUCUUUAUCCUCAUCAUUUGUGUAGAUAUGUUAAAGCAAUACAUGUUAAGAUGUGUUCUGGAUUUAACUCUGUCAUACUGUACUACUUUAAACUGUGACAACUCUGUUGAAUAUACAUUGAUGGUGAUGAUUUACUUAAAUGUCUUGUAGUUUUUUUAUGUAUUGAUGAAGAUGAAAUGAUAAGGUUAGAAUAUGCAUAAGUGUUAGUACUAUCCGGGUGAAUUUUUUAACAAGAUGGUAUUUUAUGUCAAUAAGAAUUUUCCAUUGUAAACUGGAGCUUAUAAGAAAUGUAAUACGUUUUAUUUAUAAGUGACUUUACAGCAUUCGCCUAAUAGGAAUCACAAAAUGAGUAACGAUAGGUAGGUAGGUAGGAAAGGUUACUAAUUCAUAAUUAAUUUAGGGAUUAGGAUAAGUGGGCAUUAAGCCAAGCUGUUUCAUUACAUCAUCACCGUGACAGAAAGUUAAUACAAUAAGUUGGAACUGUGUUAGUAUCGGUGCUACUCAGAAAGAUAAAAUACGGAAUAUUUUUUAUUAUAUGGAAGGGUUGUAAUAAGGGAAUAAAACGUAUGAGAUAAUAUUAAAUCUUAAGAUUUGGGGGAAUAUAGCGAUGAUUGUUUCUGCGUCGUUGAGAUUGAUUUUGAGUUAAUGUCUCCAACCACUGAUCGCGGUCAUUCAUUGUUGUCCUGACUUUACCUUUCUCCCGGAAUUCUCUCUUUUGUUGGGAUCCUUUUUCUUCAGCUGUACCAGUCGAUAUUCUUUUCAGGUUUUUAUUCCUUUGUUGAGUAAAUUAAUGAAGUCUAUUCCUAAAUUUUAGUCAAUUUAUAAUAAUAAUAUAUUCUGAAAA
This is a messenger RNA of Schistosoma rodhaini, 6114 nucleotides long. NCBI's taxonomy places the organism in Eukaryota, Metazoa, Platyhelminthes, Trematoda, Strigeidida, Schistosomatidae. The record is from the annotation of a GenBank genome assembly.